AUGUCGGCAAAUCAGUCGCGCUCUUCCACUCGCCCGUCCAGCGAGGUGGAGCGAAACACCUACAAGAAUGGCUCCUCAACUCCCAGGGCUCACCGCCACUCCCGGCAGCGCUCCAACACCGCCAGCUCCAUUCGCUCCAACGGCACCGUGCGAGCGCCUCGCGUGUCGAUGGACAACGACACCUCUCCGCUCGCCAAGAUGGGCAUCAAGGGUGAUGCGCUCAUGCUUUUCGUCACAUGCUUUGCCUCCCUCGGCGUGUUUCUCUUCGGAUAUGACCAAGGCGUCAUGAGCGGUAUCAUCACCAGCCCCUACUUCAAGGCCUACUUCAAGCAUCCUACUGCUUACGAGAUCGGCACGCUGGUCGCCUCGCUCGAAUUGGGAGCACUCGUCACAAGUCUGGCUUGCGGUAGACUCGCCGAUAUCUUUGGCCGCAAGAACACCCUCUUCUGGGGCGCCGUCAUCUUCUCCGCCGGCGGUGCCAUCCAGACCUUUACUUCCGGCUACGACACCAUGCUCAUCGGUCGUGUCAUCUCGGGCCUCGGCGUCGGUGUGCUCAGCAUGAUCGUCCCCACUUACCAGUCCGAGAUCUCUCCAGCCGAGAAUCGUGGCAAGCUCGCCUGCAUAGAAUUCACUGGCAACAUCGUCGGCUACGCCAGCAGCGUCUGGGUCGACUACGGUGCUUCCUUCAUCGAGAGCGACCUCUCUUGGCGCCUACCGCUCAGUCUGCAGGUCAUCAUUGGUGCAACCUUGGCCUUCGGCUCCGUCUUGCUUCCCGAAUCACCCCGAUGGCUCCUCGACAAGGACAUGGACGAUCAAGGCAUGCGAGUCCUCGCCGAUCUGCACGGUGCUGGCGAUCCCAACGAGCCGCGUGCAAAGCUCGAAUUUCGCGAGAUCAAAGAGAACGUCCUUCACCUCCGCAAGCAGGGUGACAACUCGUACAAGCGCAUGCUCACUCAGUAUCGCUACCGCACGCUCAUCGCCAUGUCCGCGCAGAUGUUUGCACAGCUCAUCGGCAUCAACACCGUUUGCUAUUAUCUGCCCAUGAUCCUCGAAUCUGCCGGCUGGAUUGGACGCGACGCUCUUCUCAUGACCGGCGUAAACGGCAUCCUGUAUACCCUCGCUACCGUCCCUACCUGGUUCCUCAUCGACCUCUGGGGUAGACGCAUCAUCUUGCUUUCGGGUGCCAUCGGAUGCGGCGCUGCCCUUACAGCCUGCGGCUACUUCCUCUACCUCGACGCCGACUACACCCCAAACGCCGUGGUCGGCUCCAUCUUUGUCUUCAAUGCUUGGUUCGGUUAUUCUUGGGGUCCUGUGCCCUGGCUGUAUCCUCCCGAGAUCCUGCCGUUGGCGUUCCGUGCCAAGGGCGCUUCGCUGGCGACGGCCACCAACUGGUCCUUCAAUUGGUUGGUGGGAGAGCUCACGCCGAUCUUGAUGGAGAAGAUCGGCUGGAAGCUGUACAUCAUCCUUGCAUUCUUCGCGCUUUUGGCGUUUGUGACGGUUUACUUUGGAUAUCCAGAGACGUCCGGUGUCCCGUUGGAGGAGAUUGGUGCGCUGUUUGGGGACGAGAUUAACGUCCCUCAGGAUGAGGAUGAGGAUGACAACGAUGAUGACGAUGAAGCAGGGGACGGACGGGAAAGGGUUCGACAAAGUGCGAGCAUAGAUGGGUCGCAAGAUACACCCUUCACGCCACGACCUCUACGUCGGUCGAUCUCGAGCCAUCCCCGUAUGCAGUCGGAAGAGGAACGUGCGGCGAGGGCAGCCGCCGCACGCGUAGCCGCCGAAGAACGACGAGCGGCACAGUCCUUCUUCGGGCUAGGCGCCAGCGGUCCAUUCCGCUGGAUCGGUCGUAUGCUCGGAGGCAGCAAAACAGAAGGACCGCCCGAUCGAAGUCUGUACCAAGAAGUCAGGAGAGACGAGCACUAG
Molecule: messenger RNA, 1923 nt
Organism: Pseudozyma hubeiensis SY62
Lineage: Eukaryota; Fungi; Basidiomycota; Ustilaginomycetes; Ustilaginales; Ustilaginaceae
Product: monosaccharide transporter
Exons: 1
Coding region: 1-1923 (640 amino acids)
Biological process (GO): transmembrane transport; carbohydrate transport
Cellular component (GO): membrane
Molecular function (GO): carbohydrate:proton symporter activity
Source: RefSeq, a predicted model, not a curated record